AUGAAAAUCACAUCCCUUCCUUUCAUUGGGGUACUAUAUCUAGCAUGUUCUUGUGCUUUACCAGUCAUUCCAGAAAAAGAAAAAGAAGAUAUGCAAUUUGCUCAGAAAUAUCUGGAAAACUUCUAUGAUUUUAAAGAAGAGAAAAGUUCUCUUUUUAAAUCCAAGGACCUCAAUCCUAUGUCUAAAAAAAUCCAAGAAAUGCAGUCAUUCUUUGGACUCGAAGUGACUGGGCAACUGAAUUCUCAGACCCUGAACAUGAUGAAGCAGCCUAGAUGUGGAAUACCAGAUGUCCGUUCAUACAGCACUUUCCCUCUGAGUCCUAAGUGGAAUAAAGAAGAUGUGACAUAUCGGAUUUUAAACUACACCCCAGACAUGCUACAAGAGGAUGUAGAGGAAGCAAUUGCAAAAGCCUUUCAACUCUGGAGCAGCGUGACCCCUUUGAGAUUCAUCAGGCUCCACAGUGGUGAAGCAGAUAUAAAGAUCUCCUUUGCAUCUGGAUUUCAUGGUGACUUCUAUUCCUUUGAUGGCCCAGGAGGAACUCUGGCUCAUGCCUAUCACCCCGGCAAAGAUAUAGGAGGAGAUGCUCAUUUCGAUGAAGACGAAAACUGGACCAAAUUUACUACCUAUAGCGGAUUCAACUUGUUUCUUGUUGCUGCUCAUGAGUUAGGUCACUCACUGGGUCUUGGUCAUUCUAAUGUCUUUGGUGCCUUGAUGUAUCCUAUAUAUAUGGGCAAGGAUACAAGAGACUUUAGACUUCAUCAAGAUGACAUUGAUGGCAUUCAGUCCCUCUAUGGACCUCCCAGGGAAUCUCCAACAAAAGCACUUCCCUCACAAGAACCAACUGAAAAGACACCUACAGUAGCACCAUCAGAAAUGUCACCCCAUGAAGAACCAACAGAAACGACGCCCACCAAACCUCCUGCCAGACCAGAAGAUUGUGACCCUCACUUGACUUUUGAUGCUAUCACAACUCUUCGUGGUGAAAUACUGUUCUUUAAAGACAGCUAUGUCUGGCGCAAAAGUCCUUACUUCAGAGACAUUGAGCAUGACACUAUCUCCUCGUUCUGGCCAUCGCUAGCAGGUGGAUUUGAUGCUGCUUAUGAGGUUGACAAGAGGGAUCAAGUAAUGUUCUUUAAAGAUGACCAGUACUGGGCUGUCAAUGGCUACAAUAUACAGCCAGGUUUCCCCAAGCCUAUUCAGAGUCUGGGCUUCCCCAGAAACGUCAGGAAAAUUGAUGCAGCUGUCCAUGAUCAAAGUACCAAGAAAACCUACUUCUUUGUAGGCCACCGAUACUGGAGCUUCAAUGAAAACACUCAGUCAAUGGAAAGAGGAUAUCCAAGAAAAAUAGCAGCUGACUUCCAUGGAAUUUACCACACUGUUGAUGCUGCUCUUCAGAAAAAUGGACAUUUUUACUUUUUCCAUGGAGCAAAGCACUAUGAGGUUGAUGUCAAGACCAAGAAACUUAUCCGUACGAUGAAGAGCAACAGCUGGUUUGACUGUGAGAAAUACUAA
This is a messenger RNA of Tinamus guttatus (white-throated tinamou), 1512 nucleotides long. RefSeq names its product stromelysin-1. Gene Ontology annotation, molecular function: metalloendopeptidase activity; zinc ion binding. Lineage: Eukaryota; Metazoa; Chordata; Aves; Tinamiformes; Tinamidae. The record is from RefSeq and is a predicted model, not a curated record. Gene Ontology annotation, cellular component: extracellular matrix. Gene Ontology annotation, biological process: proteolysis; extracellular matrix organization; collagen catabolic process.